Molecule: messenger RNA, 957 nt
Organism: Chlamydomonas reinhardtii
Lineage: Eukaryota; Viridiplantae; Chlorophyta; Chlorophyceae; Chlamydomonadales; Chlamydomonadaceae
Exons: 3
Coding region: 153-416 (87 amino acids)
Source: RefSeq, a predicted model, not a curated record
CUGUUUACAGUAUCUGUUGUGUGGAAUAAACAAGCUUUGAGAAAUCAUUUAUCGGUCGAACUUGUUAUAUUUCAGGCAGGGCAACAUACCUGAGACCUACUGUUACAUACCUCAGACUUUUCACAUAGUAUCAUACGGUAACUAGUUGGAACAUGUCAAAACCACUGAUGCGGAGCUUGCGGGUUGUCCUGUCGAACGGGGCAAGCAUCACUGUGCCAAGCUCGCUGCGGGGACGCGCGGAAAAGCCAUAUUUCUUGAACUUUGAUAUCCACAACCACAGUGUCUGGCGUCAUAACAUCAAAGCAGAAGUCGAACAGGACUCAGCGAGCCAGGAAGCGCCGGAUCGCACGCGGGGUUUCUACGACAAGUUUACCGGAAGCAAUCUCAAGGACAAGAGGCAUCGGCGAAACGCAUAAGGCGGAGUUGUGGCUGGACUAUGUGUAGGGCUAGGAGUGAUGGCAUGCUAUGGCAUGCCGUGAGGGCGUGUAGGUGGGGCAGCCUGAUGUGAGGUUGCGCCGGAGGGCGGGAAAGAUUUUAUCGUUUGUAUUUUUCGAACGGCAUUGGGGCGUCCCACUGAAGCUAUUGCAUGUGGUAUGCGCCAGGGCGGGCGGAUACACGAGGACGCGCAGCUAGGCUAAAGACCUUACACAUCAAGUAGGUAGGAGUCAGGAAUCAGCUAGGAAGCGGGAUGCCACGCCCGCUGCAUUGCUGGUGCUGGCCAGAAACGAUGGUGCUUACUGGUCCUCGUAUCCUUGUAUUCUCUUGGUUCGGGUGCGCUGGGCAAGGGAAGCGCAUCCUCUUAGGCCAAGAAAAGCAUGGGAAAGCACAGACCGCAAGGGCUGCAGCGGUGACCCCGCAAUAAACUAUGAGACACGUAAUUGUAGAGAUUGUAUGGCCUGUAGCAUUGCGGCACGGUGGUGGCGGCGAUGUUGGACAGCGGCUGCAGCGCGGGGCCCA